Malassezia restricta is the source of this 1683-nucleotide messenger RNA. Its product is annotated as RNA-binding protein 26. Gene Ontology annotation, biological process: mRNA processing. The coding region runs from base 1 to 1683 and encodes 560 amino acids. The transcript has a single exon. Gene Ontology annotation, cellular component: nucleus. NCBI's taxonomy places the organism in Eukaryota, Fungi, Basidiomycota, Malasseziomycetes, Malasseziales, Malasseziaceae. Gene Ontology annotation, molecular function: RNA binding; metal ion binding. The record is from RefSeq and is a predicted model, not a curated record.
AUGCUCUUUCCGCAGGAAGACACAGAGGUCGUGAAACAAUGGCUCAUACGCGAACUAGAGCCACUAUGUGAUGCUGACCCAGAUGUGCUCGCUGACUACGUGCUGGCACUUUUCAAGAACGAUGCUGACGACGACGAGCUGAACAAGAUGCUCAACGAGCAACUCGUCGACUUCCUCGAGGGACACACAGCUGCCUUUGUCAGCAAGGCCAUCGACACCCUCAAGCACCGGCAGUAUGUCACAGCAGGACAGACACGCAAGCGUGACGAAGAUGACGACGAUAUGCCGGACGCAGAAUUCCAGGACGCCCUGGAUCAGCCGAGCAAACGCCACGCACAGGAAUCCCUCGAGGCGGAUGGCAACACGCCUCAGAGCCGGCCUCGGCGGCAUGCUCGUGUUCCCAAGGGCUGGUGUCGCGACUACCACAAUUACGGCGUAUGUGCGCGCGGCGAUCAAUGCAAGUUCCUGCACUCGGAUGACAGUAUGAUGCCUCCCAUGCCGCCGAUGCCACCUAUGCCUCCCAUGCCUUUUAUGCCUAUGCCAGGCAUGCCCCCCAUGCCGACGCCCGAGCAUUUCGCACAGAUGAUGCACCACAUGCAGCAGCAGAUGAGCGGCUUCGGUCGUGGCGGCAGUAUGGCCCGUCGUGGGCGCGGCGGACGUGGGCGCGGCGGCUAUGCAGCACCCACGCCGCCUGCCCGCAGCCAGGACACGAUUGUCAUCGAGAAUAUACCCGCCGAGCACUUGGGACUGGUCCAUGUAAAUGACUACUUUAAGCGCUUUGGCACGAUUACCAACAUUGAGAUGGACGAAGCGAACAAGAAAGCGAUUGUAUCAUAUGCAACGCCUGCAGAGGCCGAGCAGGCCCACAAAAAUCCUGAUGUCAUCUUUGGCAACCGCUUUGUCAAGGUGUACUUCCAGCGUCUCGAGAAACCCGCGCCAUCGAAGCCCAACUACAUGACAGACCGUGGCUCCAAUGUGUACCUUGCGCCUGAGCUGCGCUCAGCGACGUCGGCCACCAUGACCCCAGCCGAAGAAGAGCGGCAUCGAAUGCUCGAGCUGCGUAAGAAGCGGCAGACGCUCGUGCACAUGCAGCUGGCUGAGCAAAAAGCGCUCCUUCAGAAACUCGAAAGCAAGGAUCUGACGCCACAGGGACGCAACAGCAUCAUGUCCAUGCUCGAGAAGCUGUCGACGGAGAUCAAGGGCGCAACAGAAAUGCUCAAGAAGGAUAUGCAGCCUGCAGCCGACGAGGCAACGACCGAGCAAUUGCAGGCCAAACUGAUGCAGCUCCGUGCCGAGGCCGCUUCUUUGGGCCUUUCCUCGCGCGGUGGCUUCCGUGGCCGCGGCCGCGGCCGUGGUGCACCGCGCGGCGCAUUCAGUGGCAGGUCCAUGACGCUCGACAACCGCACGACCAAAGUCGGCAUCUCGAAUCUGCCUGAUGGCUUUGACGCGAGUAAGCUGCAGGCGCACGCCCAGCAGUUUGGUGAGAUUCUCACAAUGGAGUACCUCGACGACCAGGUCAUUGUUACGUACAAGACACGCGCCAGCAGCGAGCGUGCGAUGCGGGCGGGCGGCUCGAUUCCCGACGUGGGCCAAGCCCAUCUGGCCUGGGUCGAGACACCACCGAUCGCCCCCACGACCGUGGACGUCGACGAAAACGCCGAGCGCGAAAAUUGGAAACGCUAA